Molecule: messenger RNA, 2311 nt
Organism: Gadus morhua (Atlantic cod)
Lineage: Eukaryota; Metazoa; Chordata; Actinopteri; Gadiformes; Gadidae
Product: ras-related protein Rap-2a-like
Exons: 1
Coding region: 395-1192 (265 amino acids)
Molecular function (GO): GTPase activity; GTP binding
Source: RefSeq, a predicted model, not a curated record
UCUCAGGCACACCUGCUGAAAAGAUCGUUGAUCAGUGCCGGUAUUAUACCCUCUCCCUCUCUCAGCGCCGGACCUCUCGUCACCAUAGAACCACGAUUCUCCUAAGCUGCUCCUCGUCUUCUAGACAUGAGGAGGUGAGACUUGCACAUCUCAGCAGAUUUCCUUUUGUCUUCUUUGAAUGUAUUGUAACAGCUCAGGAUCUGAAGAGCAAGUUGCAAGUUGUGGAGCAUAAAUAAAGAGACGGAUUGAAGCAAGUGACGAGCAAGGCAAAGGGUGAGUAAAACACCGGAGGAGGGGGAGGAAACUUGAAGAGAGUAAAAAAGACAGAAGGCAGCGAGAGCAGAAGAUCUCUGUGGAGCUGAAGGAAAAGACCUCCUUGGAAGAAAAGGAGAAGAUGUCUGUGGAGGAAAAGGUGAAGAUGUCUGUGGAGCCGAAGGAGAAACAAUCUGUGGAGCUGAAGGAGAAAACAUCGGUGGAGGUGACGGGGAAAACAUCUGUGGAGCCGAAGGAGAAAACACUUGUGGAGGUGAAGGAGAAGAUAUCGGCGGGCGUGACGGAGAAAGUGUCUGUGGAGGCGAGGGAGAAGACGGAGGUGCGCCUGGUGUUCCUCGGCGCGGCCGGCGUGGGCAAGACGGCGCUCAUCCAGCGCUACCUGCGGGACACCUUCGAGCCCAAGCACCGCCGCACCGUGGAGGAGAUGCACUGCCGCCAGUACCAGGUGGGCGGAGCCACUGUCACCGUGGAGAUCCUGGACACCAGCGGCAGCUACUCCUUCCCCGCCAUGCGCCGGCUCUCCAUCCAGCACAGCGACGCCUUCGCGCUGGUCUACGCCGUGGACGACCCCGAGUCCCUGGAGGUGGUGAAGCGGCUGCAGGCGGAGAUCCUGGCCGUGAAGGAGGACAGGUUCACGCCCAUCGUGGUGGUGGGCAACAAGAUCGACCGGCGCGGCGAGCGCCGGGUGUCCAGCGAGGACGCGCUGGCCACCGUGGAGCUCAACUGGAACCACAGCAUGCUGGAGGCGUCGGCCAAGGACGACGCCAACGUGGUGGAGGUGUUCCGGGAGCUGCUGCAGCACGCCCGCCUGCCCAGCCGGCUGAGCCCCGUGCACCACAGACGCCGCCGCGAGACCUUCCCCAAGGGCGUCGGCGAUCGCCCCCCCAAGGGCACCGCCCACAACUGCAGCGUCUCCUAAAGGUUUCGGUGGCGCUGGGUCGGCCGUUGGUGGUGGUGGUGGUAGGCACCGACGAGCUGGGUGGGUGACGACACUUAUAUUAGAGGAAGGGGAACUUUGUUUUAUGAACCUGGAAGUUCUUGACUUCUGGAUUCAUAAGAGAGGCAGACUGGUCGAGAGAAGGGAAGAAGGAAGACGGGGAAUGAGGAGGGAGAAAGAGGGUGAAAUAGGGAAUGAAAAUAAUAAGGAAAAUUAGAAGUAGAAAGAGACAAAGAAAGAAUGGAACAAAUAGCCAAUGUUCCAGGCUUGCAACUGCGGGCUCCUGUGAUGGACACGGUUCCAAGUUUUGAAUGUACUACAUGUACUACAAUAUGCCUCACUCCUCUGUCCCCCAACUCCUUACGCACCCCAUUGUUACAUCCCUCGAGAGAAGGUACUGAGCAAAGGGAGGAAGUCAUACAGAUGAGAACUGAGGCUGGGGAAGUCACAGGCAGCGAUAACGGUACGUUACGCAACGGUAAAGCCAUUUGAGAAGGCACGAAAGAUUGAAACAAGCAGGUGUGGUGAACACGUUUUCUCUCUGUGUCCUUGCUGGAACAGGUCACUGAUUCCUGUGUGGGCAGUGUUGUAUUCUGUUAAGAGUUAAAUAUGUUGUUUUUGUACCAUGUGAAAGAUAUCUUUGAAAGGGCUUUGCAUGUAUUGUGUACGUUUUGUUGAAUAUGCAUUUUUAUCCGUUUCUAAGUUAGAGCAGCCAGUGUAUUUGUUUGUUAUAUUCUAUCUAUUCUAUCUUCUGUCUUUUUUUAAUGCAUAAAAAAAGAAAGGUGCCACAUAGAAUGCAUGAUGGCCACACAGCAAUCAUGGUUUGAACCGUGUAAUGCAUCAUGAAGUUAUGCUACCGCACAGUGUUGUUUUUUAUUGUAGUUUAACUUCCCAUAAACAUCCUAUUUGGGUUGUGUUGUACAAGUGCAGAUAGGUUCGAUAUUCAUUCACAUAGUUUUGAUGGCCAUUCCACCACUGCGUGUGUACUAGUAUAUCUCACAUCUUCUACAUUAAUUAAAAAACUAUUUAACACUAAUUUACACAAAGAGGUGACCAUCACAAAUUCUGUCUGGGAUUAAUAAAGUACAAUCUUAUAUCUUA